Molecule: messenger RNA, 960 nt
Organism: Trichosporon asahii var. asahii CBS 2479
Lineage: Eukaryota; Fungi; Basidiomycota; Tremellomycetes; Trichosporonales; Trichosporonaceae
Exons: 3
Coding region: 1-960 (319 amino acids)
Biological process (GO): maturation of LSU-rRNA from tricistronic rRNA transcript (SSU-rRNA, 5.8S rRNA, LSU-rRNA); ribosomal large subunit assembly
Cellular component (GO): nucleolus
Molecular function (GO): rRNA binding
Source: RefSeq, a predicted model, not a curated record
AUGUCGAUGCUGAGGACUAUUAAACCGAAAAACGCCCGUGUCAAGCGAGCACUCGAGGCGCGCGAGCCCAAGCUCGUGGAGAAUGAGAAGACGGUCAUCUUCGUCCGUGGCAACAACACCUCGGAGCGGGUGCGCGAUGUCAUGAAGGACCUGCGCCCGCACGCGAUCAACUUUUCGAAGAAGAACGCAAUUCACCCGUUCGAGGACGCGUCGUCUCUCGAGUUCUUCUCUGGCAAGAACGACGCCUCUCUCUUCGUGACUGGCCUGCACAGCAAGAAACGGCCGCACAACCUCGUUCUCUCGCGCAUGUUUGACGGGCGGGUGCUGGACCAGCUCGAAGUGGGUGUCGACGCCUUCUCGUCGAUGGCGAGUUUCGACUCGCCCAAGGCGUCGCUGGGCACGAAGCCGCUGAUGGUCUUCCACGGCGACGUGUUCGACACGCACCCCUCCUUCCAGCAGCUCAAGAGCUACCUCCUCGACCUGUACCAGGGGCACCACCAGACGGGCAUCCCGCUCAUGAACCUCGAGCACGUCAUUAGCGUCACGGCCGGCCCGUUCCAUGGCGAGGACAAGCCCCUGCCCUCCGUCCACGUCCGCGUGUACACCGUCAAGAUGCUCUCCUCCGGCAGCCGUAUCCCGCGCGUCCAGCUGACGGAGAUGGGCCCCAACAUGGACCUCAGCGUGCGCCGCGUCGCUGAGCCCGACGCCGAUAUGCUCAAGCAAGCCCUCCGCCGCCCCAAGAUUAGCAAGAAGGACCAGACCUCGGGUCUCGGCAAGAAGAGGAAGAACAUCGAGACGGACGACAUGGGCGACAAGGUCGGUCGCAUCCAUCUCGGAAAGCAGGACCUCGGCAAGCUCCAGUCGCGCAAGAUGAAGAGUCUCAAGGUCGGACGCAAGAUGCGCAAGCUCGAGGAGGGCGCAGAGGGAGCCGCCGACGAGGCCAUGGACGACGAGGAGUAG